GUGAAUUAGGUUGGUGUUGGUCGGUCCAAGUGCAAAGUCCAAACCAUUCUGAAACUUUCUGGCGCCCUCAAAUUGACGCCACGAAUCUCUCCAAUUCGGUGAACAAGUAUUUUAAUUUUGAAGGUUUCUACGAACCAAACCUAAACAUUACGAAUGUUGAUGUUUUGAACGAAAAGUUUUUCUAAUGUCACCAACACAUUCCAAUACCAAUUCCGACACGCAACUCAGAAUCGGAGAACGGGCUUUUUCCGCCGCCGGUGCCGCCUUCUUGUCUGCCAUCAUCGUCAACCCCCUCGAUGUCGCCAAGACAAGACUCCAAGCACAGGCUGCAGGUGUUCCCUACCAGGAUGCUUGUCGAGUGCCAUCAUCUUAUCAAACUAACACGAUAAUUAGAUGUCCUGCUAUGCACUCAUUUUCCGGCUCUGAAUGUCCUACUGGAUGUAACCGCUAUAAAGGGACAUUGGAUGUUCUCUAUAAAGUUACACGGCAGGAAGGCUUUAUGAGAUUGUGGAGAGGCACAAAUGCAAGUUUAGCAUUGGCUGUGCCAUCUGUUGGAAUCUACAUGCCUUGUUAUGAUAUUUUCCGUAACAUGAUGGAGGAGUUUACAACUCAGAAUGCAUCAAGCUUAACACCUUACGUUCCAUUAAUUGCAGGAUCAAUUGCACGCUCAUUUGCUUGCAUUUCUUGUUAUCCUGUAGAACUUGCUCGGACUCGCAUGCAGGCAUUUAGAGUAAACCAUGGCAAGCCUCCAGGGGUGUGGAAAACAUUGCUUGGAGUCAUCCACCCUGCUAAUGGCACAAGUAUUUUUGAAAACUUACGGAGGUAUCGUUUCUGGUGGACUGGCCUCGGAGCACAACUUUCUCGGGACGUUCCAUUCUCUGCAAUUUGCUGGUCAACCCUUGAGCCAAUUAGGAAAAACAUUCUUGGUCUCGUGGGUGAUGAAACAAGUGCAGCCACUGUCCUUGGGGCAAAUUUUUCUGCUGGUUUUGUUGCAGGAACUAUAGCAUCUGCUGCCACAUGUCCACUGGAUGUGGCUAAAACUCGACGACAAAUAGAGAAGGAUCCUGAAAGAGCAUUAAAGAUGACUACAAGAACAACAUUAAUUGAGAUUUGGAGGGAUGGAGGAUUAAGAGGGCUAUUUACAGGUGUUGGUCCUAGAGUAGGUCGUGCAGGUCCAUCGGUUGGGAUAGUUGUCUCCUUUUACGAAGUUGUCAAGUUUGCCUUACAGAAUAGACAUCCAACUUCAUCAUAGAAGAUACUUGCAUUUAUCAUCUGGAGCUUUCAAUUCCAUUUGUAAAGUUAGCUUAGUAGUCAAUUACAUUACAUCAAUGACAACAAUCUUUAUCUCAUGCCCAGAAGAACCAUGUUCCUGACAUUGCAAGUAGUCAGGGCACAAGAGGCAACAAAACACUCGGCAGUGGGCACCUACUAAUAAGUAACAAUCCAUUUAUUGUCUUCCA
Messenger RNA from Cajanus cajan (pigeon pea), 1460 nucleotides. Its product is annotated as mitochondrial carrier protein MTM1. The record is from RefSeq and is a predicted model, not a curated record. NCBI's taxonomy places the organism in Eukaryota, Viridiplantae, Streptophyta, Magnoliopsida, Fabales, Fabaceae. Gene Ontology annotation, cellular component: mitochondrion. Gene Ontology annotation, biological process: mitochondrial transmembrane transport.